Molecule: messenger RNA, 5985 nt
Organism: Cephus cinctus (wheat stem sawfly)
Lineage: Eukaryota; Metazoa; Arthropoda; Insecta; Hymenoptera; Cephidae
Gene: Vps15
Product: phosphoinositide 3-kinase regulatory subunit 4
Exons: 17
Coding region: 1088-5425 (1445 amino acids)
Biological process (GO): macroautophagy; autophagy of peroxisome; late endosome to vacuole transport
Cellular component (GO): phosphatidylinositol 3-kinase complex, class III, type I; nucleus-vacuole junction; phosphatidylinositol 3-kinase complex, class III, type II
Molecular function (GO): ATP binding; protein binding; protein serine/threonine kinase activity
Source: RefSeq, a predicted model, not a curated record
GAAAGAAGGGGGAAUGUUAUUAAGAUAUGAAUCCCGAGUCGUUUAUUCUGACGAACAUUUUGGAUCCAUGCAGAACUGCGCUCGCGCUUUGUGACAUCAUUAAAUGGCUUUAUUGUCUUAAAUUUAUUCCCCUCCUUGUCAUAACUAGAGACAUGACUCAUCUGCUCAUUAAAUAUCUACAGGGUGUACUGUUUUUCGCGGAAGUUACUUUUGAUAAGCGAACCUCUACUACGCAAAACUAUAAUCAGCCAGGAGGGAAUUAGACAAUGGCGAUUCUCAUACGCUGAUCAAAGAUUAUCGACCUUUGGAAUAUACAUAUAUCGAUUGGGAUUACUCUUGAUGGUUACAGAUAUAGUUAGUCUUAAUAAUAGAUUAAUGAUUCAAUGUAAAAUUACAUAUCUACAUAAGAUUCUGCCUUCUGCAAAAUCUGCCUUUACUAUAUUUCUAUAAUAAUGGUCAUGAUAGGAUACGUGGAACAGAAACAAAAAAAAACUGUUUGUAAGACUCAGAAUUGUUGAUCGGAUGAAUGAUUAAUAAUUUCACGUAGGCAAGAGCAAUUAGUUCUAAUCUUUAAUAUCCUAAUUCAAGCAUGACGAUGGCCGCAACUGAUUCCAGAGAAAAUAAAAAGAGAAUAUAAUAGCAAAAAGGAACAUGUAAAGAACAAGCAGAACAUUCUCUGAGCCGAAGUGAAAGUUAUAUAAAAACGAUAUAUUCGACGGCUUCAUAAAAUAUAUUUAUUACAUAGUCGCAUAAAUAUGAAGAUUUAUAACUAUAAAGACGUAUCUAUAUGAUUAUCGUAAUGCAAAAUUAAAAUUACUAAUAUACGAAAUGUUCGCACAAAGCGCUAUGGGCAAAACUUAAAUAUGUAUAUCGCUCUGCGAUUGAAUAUCGGUUGCUGAUAAUCCUCAAGAUUUUCUCGUUAUAGUUCAACUCGCGACUACCUUCAUACAGCUGACGUUCUAACCUUAUACUUGUUCAGUUGCAUUCAAUGUUAGUAAGUAGGAUGUAUUUUCGAGAUUUUAGAAAGUAGUUUAUUUCAAGUUCUCAUAAAACGUAAUAAGGAACCGAAGUGUAAUUGACUUUGAAAAUGGGUAAUCAGCUGGUGGGAAUUGCACCCAGUCAAAUAUUUCCAGUGGAGCACUAUCUGACAGAUCACAGCGAUUUACAGUUUGACAUAAAUCUUGGAAGUACAAGAUUUUUAAAAGUAGCUAGAGCCAGGAGUCAAGAGGGUUUAAUUGUUGUGAAAGUCUUUGCAAUACAUGAUCCAACAUUACGUCUUUCAACGUAUAAGGAUAAGCUGGAAGAGAUUAGAUCUAAAUUAGCAUCAGCUGUCAAUUGUCUCCCUUUUCAACGAUUGAUUCUUACAGAAAAAGCUGGAUUUAUAAUGAGAGAGUAUGUUAAAUACUCUCUGUAUGACAGAAUUAGCACAAGACCCUUUGUAUCAGCUGUGGAGAAAAAGUGGAUUACAUUUCAAGUUCUAUAUGCACUUCAUCAAGCUCAUAAGUUUGGUGUAUGUCAUGGUGAUAUAAAAUUGGAGAACAUCAUGAUUACUAGUUGGAACUGGGUUCUACUAACAGAUUUUGCUAGUUUUAAACCAACAUAUUUGCCUGAGGAUAAUCCUGCAGAUUUUUCAUAUUUCUUUGACACUUCUAGAAGAAGAACAUGCUAUAUAGCUCCCGAGAGAUUUGUUAAAACUCUAUCUUCAGAAUUAAGCAAUACCAUGCUGUUACCUGAACAGGAACUUAAAACCGGGGACUUAAAUCCUAUGAUGGACAUUUUCUCAGCAGGUUGUACUUUGACAGAACUGUACAAUGAAGGACAUCCACCAUUUGACUUUUCCCAAUUAUUAGCAUAUAGGAACGGCGAAUACUCGGCAAGCAAACAUCUCGAUAAAAUUGAAGAUACAGGCAUACGUGAAUUAUUAUGCUCCAUGCUGGAAAGAAAUCCCUUGAACAGAAAGAGUGCUGAAAUAUAUCUCUCUCAAGCACGAGGAAAAAUCUUUCCAGAAUACUUCUACUCUUUCUUACAAUCCUACAUGCUGAUAUUCUCAGCAGCUCCAAUACUUUCGCCAGAUGAAAAGAUAAACAGAUUAAAGAAAGAUAUUGGUAACAUUAUCAAUAUUUUAAAAUCAGAAGAAAAUGAAAGGCGAAGGAGUACAGACACGAGCAAAGGAGAUAACACAAAAAGCAGUCACGAAAAUAACAUUGAAUCCAGCAAAGAAGAUUCAGCACAGAGUGAAGAAAAUACAGUCAUCGAAACAGACAGUGACCAAGGUUCGGACAAGAUAGACCUAAAUCAGAUAGACUUGUCAAAGAUCUCAAUACCAGAAACUAGCUCUGACAAUGGCAAGGAUCAGAAUGUUCAGAGUUUAUCACGCGAGGAAGUACCAAAGGAAAAGGAAGACGAAGACAAGGAUAAAAACAAUGACGAGUUAUACGAUAAUCUGGAAGGAUUAAUCAUUAUCACUCAACUCGUAACGUCCUGCAUUCGGGGAUUACAUCAUUCGCAGUCUAAAUUACAGAGUUUGGAAAUACUUCUGGAGCUGGCCGAAAAUACAUCUGAUGAAACCAUAUUGGACAGAAUACUUCCGUACAUUUUUCAUCUCGUUCAUGAUCCUGCACCACGUGUAAGAGUCUCAGCCAUACACACUUUAACGAAAUGCCUUUAUCUUGUGCGAUCCAUUCCGCCCUCAGAUGUGAAUAUAUUCCCAGAAUAUAUUUUACCAGGAUUAGCACACGUCACACAGGACGAAGCAGUGAUUGUUAGAGCCGCCUAUGCUGAGAACAUUGCUCAUUUAGCACACAUAGCUUUGCGUUACUUGGAAAAUUCUCAUUUGUCUAAUUUGGGAAACAAGGAGGGACCAAAACCAAGCUACGAUAGUGAAUUACAAACGUUGCACGAAAUGGUACAACAAUCUGUCUCCAUGUUAUUGACGGAUCCACAGAAUUUAGUAAAACAAACCCUAAUGGAGAAUGGUAUAAAUAAGUUAUGCGUCUUCUUUGGAAAGCAAAAGGCUAACGACGUGUUACUCAGCCACGUUAUUACUUUUCUCAAUGAUAAAGAGGACAAGCAGUUACGUGGAUCAUUUUUUGAAUGUAUCGUGGGUGUAGCCGCCUAUGUAGGGUGGCACAGUAGUCCAAUAUUAAUGCCAUUACUUCAGCAGGGUUUAACAGACCCUGAAGAGUUCGUAACAGCAAAAGCUAUUAACGCCAUGGCUACUUUAACAGAAUUGGGACUGUUGCACAAGUCUGCACUGUAUCAACUACUUUCAGAAACAAUGGUUUUCUUGGUACAUCCUAAUCUUUGGAUCAGGCACGCAAUCGUUGGUUUUAUUUCUGCUGCUGCGAGAACUCUAAAUGUGGUGGACGUACAAUGUAAAGUCCAAAUGAUGAUACAACCCUACUUGAAACAUCCCCUGAUACAAAUUGAAAAAAAUGUGUUACUUUUGGAAGCUCUCGUGUCCCCGAUACCUCGAGUGGUCUAUGAUUCUGUGAUAAAAUACAACGACAUAGAAGAACUUUAUCAAGUUUUUGAGCAAAGACAGGCAGCACGAGCUAAGGCCAUAACAGGAAUAGUUCCUCAGUACAACGACAUGAGUACCGCUUUAAGAAAUCUCUUCAGACGUUUAAGUUCAGAAUCAAUGACUGAAACGGUUGAGGACCAGUUGUUAGUUAUGAAACCGCAUCUGAUGAAGAUCAACAAAUAUAGAAAUUCGGUAGAUGCAAAACAAAGCACCGCUAAAUCUGUUGAUGGGAAAUUAGAAUUGAAUACUAUGAAAGAUAAGGUUCGCCAUCAUAUUGUUGUACUUUAUCCUGAUACUAAAGGCGAUCUAGCUUUACCAGCUUACAAAAAACUGGAUCGGAGAACAUCGGAUGGUGCUGCUACUUAUGCCACAAUGAAUCAAGAAUGGCGUACAAUGUUUGCAGCGCAGGACAGUGUACAACAUACAAUUGUGAAAAUGUCUGACAUGACGGGUUGUAGUGGAAGUCCAAGUCAGAGUAUACAUGGUGGUGAUAUACAUUUGUCACCACAGCAUAGUCUAACUGAUAUGAACAAUAUCAAUGAUCACUCCCUUCACGAACGAUCCUAUAUUCAAUUCGCAACCCUCUUUGGUUUUGCAGACAGAUGCGCUCCUUGUCGAUUGGAAUUACGACAGCUAACUUACAGAAAGCAAGAGCAGCAUGCGGCGGCUCUCAGAGCUCAGCAUUGGGCUGAUAAUAUUCCCUGGCAAACAGGUUCACGAUUACUAUCAAAUGGUUGGAGGCCUCGUGGACUGCCUGUAGCUCACCUUCAUGAACACAGAGCUGCAGUAAGCAGGUUAGUUUCUGUUCCGGAUACCAGUUUGUUCGCUAGCAGUGCUGCAGACGGCUGUGUUAAAAUCUGGGAUGCCAGCAAGAUGGAAGGACGAAAUGUAGCCAAUAGAUCCAGACAAACUUAUGUACAUAGAGGUGGUCCUUUGGUGGGAUUAGCUGUAUGCGAACAAGGCCAGUCGUUGGCAAGUUCUGCUAGUCAGUCUGGUUCAGUCUUUGUAUUGCGAAUCGAAGCGAAUUCUAAUAAAAUGAAUGUUCUAUACUCAAGACAGCUUGAUCUUCAGGAAGAAGGAUGCGCCGUUGAUCUUCAGUAUUUGGAUUCCGGUUCGCAAUCAGUUCUUGUCUAUGCUACGCUUUAUGGUUCAUUGGUAGGCUGGGACUUACGGUGUCCCGGUACGGCAUGGCGGUUGGAAAAUGAUCUAAAACACGGUGUAAUCACGUCUUUUUGUGUAAAUAAUUAUCAACAAUGGCUAACACUGGGUACGAGUUCGGGUGUUCAUAUUUGUUGGGAUCUCAGAUUUCAAUUGCCAAUUAGCAGCAUAAAGCAUCCCACAGGUGCUCGAGUAAGGAAAGUUAUCACUCAUCCAACCGAACCGUCAUGGAUUAUUUCUGCGGUACAAGGAAAUAAUGAAAUAUCCAUGUGGAAUCUAGAAACCGGCUUUCGACAAAUGGUCCUUUGGGCAUCCAGUGCACCGCCUCUUAGUCAUUCUCAAGGAGGUCACAGUGUAUGCUCAAUGCAUUCAGGAUCAAUAGAUCGUUCAGGAUUCCUAUUAGCCGGUGGAACAGAUAUGAGAUUACGCUUUUGGAAUCUGAACAAUCCCAAUGAAUCUUAUGUCGCUUUACCAGCAGCUAAUGACGUUAUACCACCAAAUUCCUUAGCCUACGAACAACGACUGAUAGACGGUACCAACGUCGUACAGGAAGUCCUGGCCGGUGGUGUUCCAGUAUCAUCUUCUGGAGGAGGAAGUGGUAUUCGCAGUAGAGGACCCGAAGAGGGUGGCCAAGGACCGGAAACUCCACCAUCUGGUCAUCACGAUACCAUAUCCGCUGUAGCCAUGUCGAACACAUGCAUUCUCACUGGUAGUACAGAUGGUCUGAUACAAGUCUGGAAGUGAUUCAUUUUAUUUUACACGCCAUAUUCAUUCCUCGUUUUGAUUCAUGACGUGUCGCAUUGAGAUACGCAAGCAUGCAAUGAAUUUAUUAAUGAAUAUACCAGGUUCGAUGUUUGAAACGACCUAUUCCAAUGAUAUCGAGAUUAGAAGCUCAUAUUUAACUGGAAAGCACUGCGAAGUCUUCCGCUGGUUAUCAUCUUAUAUCCACAACAAGACAUUCACAUAUUCCGCCAGUGCUGUGAUUUUGAUCUGUAUAUAGUUCAUUUAAUAUUAUCAAUAAUCGAUGAGAAAAAUUAUUCGAGGGAACGAUACUUUUUACCACGACCACAAUGAAUAUUUCUAAUGGUACUACAAGAAGCAAGUACCCUCAGAAAACGUAAAAUUCUCGAUAAAUCUUCUCGAUCGCCAAUUCUUUUACCAAAUAAGUAAAUUAUUUUUGUAAAUAAAUCGUGACGGGGAUUGACAUGUUUUACAUAUUAAUAUAUAUUUGAGAUGGCUGCUUCAAGUAACGUCAUUACGUCUCAUGUUCUUUGUACUUGGGAACGGUAACAAAUAAGUCAUUA